Penicillium malachiteum is the source of this 675-nucleotide messenger RNA. RefSeq names its product v-SNARE protein VTI1. The coding region runs from base 1 to 675 and encodes 224 amino acids. The transcript has 3 exons. Gene Ontology annotation, biological process: intracellular protein transport; retrograde transport, endosome to Golgi; intra-Golgi vesicle-mediated transport. Gene Ontology annotation, cellular component: late endosome membrane; endoplasmic reticulum membrane; Golgi apparatus. The record is from RefSeq and is a predicted model, not a curated record. Gene Ontology annotation, molecular function: SNAP receptor activity; SNARE binding. NCBI's taxonomy places the organism in Eukaryota, Fungi, Ascomycota, Eurotiomycetes, Eurotiales, Aspergillaceae.
AUGUCGAAUCCCUUAGACACAGACGCGGGCUCAGAGAUGUUCGCCAGCUACGAGUCCGAACUGAAGCUCGUUCAGGCAGAUCUAAACCAGAAGCUCGACCAAAUUGCGGAAGUAAGCGGGGAGCAAAGAAAGGCUGCAAUUCGCUCCGCAGAGCAGGUUCUUGAUGAAGCGACAGAAUUGCUGGAUCAAAUGCGCAUGGAAAAGCAAAAUAUCCCCUCCGAAGCCCGCUCGAAGAUCAACAUCCGUUUCCGCAACUACUCAACAGACGUCGAUGAGGUCAAGCGAAAGUUGAAAUCCCUCACAGAUGACCGCAAAGCGCUCUUCGGAGACCGUUACACCGAUGAGCCACAGGACGAGCACCUCGAGCAGCGCCAGCAGCUCCUAUCUGGUACCGAACGAUUGGAGCGCAGCUCUGCCCGUCUGCAGCAGAGUCAGCGAACAGCACUGGAGACAGAGGAUAUAGGACGUAAUGUUCUAGCCGACCUCUAUGUGCAGCGGGAGACUAUCCAGAGUACACGGGAUAAUCUGCAUCAGAGUGAGGGAUAUGUCGAUACGAGUAUUAAGACGCUGAGGGGUAUGGCUCGUAGGAUGGCUACGAAUCGGAUAAUCACCAUCGCUAUCAUCACGGUCCUUGUUCUCUUGAUUGUUGCCGUUAUUUACAGCAAGUUCCAUUAG